AUGGCGCAGAGCGCAGAGUACACUCCCAGCCAUCCGAGCCUGGUAUGGCCCCGCUCAGACGGUACUAGCAGCAGCUGGCCCGGCCGAAACACCCCCGACCAGGCCGCGCAGAACGGCAAGUACUACGAGCCCGUGCCCGACCGGGACUCGCGAUAUCUGGCGUUCGAGGAGCGUGCGGGGGAGCACCUGGCUGCGGUACUAGGGCUCCCCAAGCGCGGAAAACCGCAUCGUAUACCCAUGCCCUCGGGGUACAAGAUCUUCGUCACCCGGCACAAGGGGAACACGUCGAAACGUGAAAGCUCCUACUGCUAUGGAUCGAGCCAGGAGAAGCGCUUCAAGAACGUCAACGAAUGGAAGCUACAUGCCGAGUGGCUGUUCGAUACGACUAAAUCGCUUGAAAAGCACGCGUGGGAGGUGGGUCGAGCUGGCUCCUCACCAGCCUGGCAUGCCUCCUCGGCAACCUAUCGCGGCGGCUCGUCCGCCUAUCAUGGCUCCUCCGCCUGUUCACGGCAUGGACAUCGCGGACGACAGGUCGAACCCAUGUACUCCAAGGAUACAGGUCCGAGCGGCGUCGUCUAUGAUCGAGGAUACGACCUCAAGUAUCAGCGGCGUCAUCGGCGGGGCGAGCUCGUCUGGGUCCAGAUCGAUCCCAUCACCCCUUCGGCCCCUCCCUCCCGUCGGUGCGCGCUCUCGGAUCGGUCUUUGUUACCUGAGAUCACCCACUGGCCAGUGAUCAUUGCGGAUAUCCGUCUGAAGGUCACCGUCGCGCGAGAUGGGGCUAACGAGCCUGGCGAAGUUACCCACAGCUGGACCUACCACCUCCGGCCGCUGGGAAUGUUUUCGCCAAAGAGCGAGAUUGUACGGGAUCAGAGUGAUUUGCUGCCGUGGGCGAUGGGAACGGAGCUCUUGGCUGGGCCAGCAGGAUGGCAGCAGCUCGCCCAGGAGGGGACCAGGGUGCUUGACGAGGCAAGCCACCAGUCAGCGCUGGAUUGGGAGGAGGGGUUAGGUGGACGGAUCAGAUUUGAGGAGAUGGACGAGGGGGAAGAUGCGACCUUUAGAUUGGGCGUUGCCAUACGGACUGGCACACAAAUUGCCAACAAUUGGUGUCAGACAGAUCGGAUCGACAUCAUGUCGGAAGUCGACCGCCGACUAGUCAUCAAUGAGGAGACGUACGCCUAUCAAGGGCUAUGGCUGGGCGGGGAGCGGAUAUGGGUGGAUGAUAUCGUCCGGCUAAAGAAAAGUCGCGCGGAUGUACCAUUCCCGCUUUCGGCGGCGGAACAAGCGGGAUCGGAAAAGAGGCCCGUAUUCAUGAGGAUAAGGUGGAUCAAGGUGGAACAAGUGGCGGGCAAACCACGUUGCGUGAUUCGAGGGGACAUUGCCGAGCUGGCGCUCAAGGACGGCGAGGAGGAAGCGUGGCCCCAAGAUGGAGCCUUCAAGCUGGCAGCGUCAUACAAGGCUCCGAUGGGCUAUCGUUUCAAGCAGUUGAACGAUGCUGCGACGGAAGCGAUGUGUGAUGUCUCUGAUAUCGCGGGCAGACUCUAUGUCGAUCUACUGGAUCAUGACACCCAGACAUGGCUAUUCUCAACGGGCGCGGACGAGACGGGCCGACAUCAACCCGGCAAGACGGCUUUGGCGCUGAUUGGGCGGCUCCCAGGCACGCAUGCGUACUCUGCUCCUGGGAUAUGGAAGGGUGAGUCUAUACGCCGACGACACUAA
Dioszegia hungarica is the source of this 1716-nucleotide messenger RNA. RefSeq lists its product as uncharacterized. NCBI's taxonomy places the organism in Eukaryota, Fungi, Basidiomycota, Tremellomycetes, Tremellales, Bulleribasidiaceae. The transcript is spliced from 8 exons. The coding region runs from base 1 to 1716 and encodes 571 amino acids. Gene Ontology annotation, cellular component: rDNA heterochromatin; SHREC complex. Gene Ontology annotation, biological process: silent mating-type cassette heterochromatin formation. The record is from RefSeq and is a predicted model, not a curated record.